CGGCCCAGUGACGUAUCUUGUGCGCACGGGCGCCGGUGUUGUCGCGAAAACUAUCGCGGACCGAUCAAAAGGAGAAAGACCGCCAGAUCGAACGAGAGAGGAAGACAGAGAGAGAGAGAGAGGAGAGUGCUCGAUCUACUUUUCAAAUGCGAUAACGCAGUCUCGAAGGGAGACUAGGCGACGGAGGACGCGGAAGGAUUCACGGACGGUGAACGAUCGCCGGGACUUGGCCGCCGCUCCGGAUGAUCGAUAUCUCGGAGGAGAUGCACGCGGGCACGCGGUUACUGGCAGCGCCCGGGCGAAAAUGAGGAGGUAAAAACAACAAAAGUGGGAAGACACUUUAACGCAGUCGGAAGAUGAAGAUAUAAAAAAGGCCAACGGCUGCAGUUUUGUUAUCCCGUCCGCGAGAGCCGAUUUUUAAAUAUGCCACAUCAGUUUGGAUUGCCCACAAUGGCACACGGAAUGCAAUCUCCGCCCUCGCCGACCUCGGUCAUGUCCGUCUAUCCUCGAUUCGGCUCUGGCAUCUACAGGCCUGAUCAUCAAGAUCAGCGACUGACUCGCGAAGCGAUGGAACGUUACUUGCGCGAUCGUAGCGACAUGGUAAUCGUAAUACUGCACGCCAAAGUUGCUCAGAAAUCAUACGGUAACGAGAAACGUUUCUUCUGUCCACCCCCGUGUAUUUAUCUCUUCGGCGACGGUUGGAGGAUGCGCCAGGAACAGAUGCUGCGCGAGGGCGAGAGCGAGCAGAGCGCCCAGUUGUGCGCUUUCAUCGGGAUCGGCAACUCGGAGCAGGAUAUGCAGCAAUUGGAUCUGAACAACGGCAAACAAUACUGCGCGGCCAAGACACUCUACAUCUCCGACUCGGACAAACGCAAGCACUUCAUGCUUUCCGUCAAGAUGUUUUACGGCAGCGGCCACGACAUCGGCGUGUUUCACAGCAAGCGAAUCAAGGUGAUUUCGAAACCGUCCAAAAAGAAACAGUCACUGAAGAAUGCGGAUCUGUGUAUCGCUAGUGGCACGAAAGUGGCGCUCUUUAAUCGAUUGCGGUCACAGACGGUUAGUACGCGCUACCUUCACGUCGAGAACGGCAAUUUCCAUGCGAGUUCGACACAGUGGGGCGCGUUCACCAUUCAUCUUCUUGAUGACAACGAAAGCGAAUCCGAGGAGUUUCAAGUGCGCGACGGUUACGUGCACUACGGCAGUACCGUCAAACUUGUGUGUUCUGUCACGGGAAUGGCGCUACCGCGACUGGUAAUCCGCAAGGUGGACAAACAAAUGGCCAGUCUCGAAGCCGACGAUCCCGUUUCGCAAUUACACAAGUGCGCCUUUUACAUGAAGGACACGGACAAAAUGUAUUUGUGCCUGUCGCAAGAACGCAUAAUACAAUUUCAGGCUACGCCCUGUCCGAAGGAAGCGAACAAAGAAAUGAUCAACGAUGGCGCUUGCUGGACGAUCAUCAGCACCGAUAAAGCGGAGUACCAGUUUUUCGAAGGCAUGGGCCCGGUACGAUCGCCGGUGACGCCGGUGCCGUUGGUUCACAGCUUGCAUCUUAACGGCGGUGGUGAUGUGGCGAUGCUCGAACUAACGGGCGACAAUUUCACACCGAAUCUACAGGUCUGGUUCGGCGACGUGGAAGCCGAGACCAUGUACAGAUGCCAGGAGAGCAUGCUCUGCGUCGUGCCCGACAUCUCGCUGUUUCGCGGCGAGUGGCUGUGGGUACGUCAGCCAACGCAGGUGCCGGUCUCUUUGGUGCGCAACGACGGCAUCAUCUACGCAACCGGUCUGACUUUCACAUAUACUCCCGAACCUGGACCACGUCCGCAUUGCCCGCCUGCCGAGGAAAUUAUGCGAGCGCCUCGUGCCAUGCACAAUCAAGCCAGUAUACCGCCCGCCGCGAUGCCCGCCGACGUGCCCUGGAACACUCACGGACAGCCGCCGCAGUCGGGUCUCUGAUGUCUUCUAGAUAAACGUCACAACGCGAACCAAAGUCUAUGUAAUAGUGAUACGAACGGUGUUACGCCACCCGUAGUGUCUCAAGAUGACAAUGACGACGACGGUGACGAAAGAAGUGAGAGCGACGACAACAACGACGACGAUGACGACGACGACGACGACGACGACGACGACGACGACGAUGAUUGCUCGUUUCUGGAGAAAGACUUGUUGCUCGAAGUUGAGGGCAACGCGGCGCGGAACUUAGACAAUACGAGAACGUAGCAUUUCGCUCAAUGCGCUCGCGGCGCACGACGUGGCGCGUCGAAACUUGCGCGCUAAAAGAAAUCCUAAGCUACAACACGUAUAAAUUGUUGAUAAAAAAAAAAAAAAAAGAUUUACAGAGAUAAUAAUUUAUAUAGCAAUUUUAGAUUUAACAGUCCAAGCGAGUGUGAAUAGAUCGAGUCAAGUGUACGGAGUUUGACGAUAGAGAAUUUUCGAGAAAAACGAACAAGAUUAACGCAGAAAAAAAAGGCCAAUAAGAGGCCUCACGCGCUGAUGACGCGUACAACAUUUUGAUUCGAAAUCGGAGUCUUCUCGAUGUAAUAAAUUCGUCGUCGAGUCACGGACAAUGUUUGUAUUCCUUUUUCUUAAUCAAAUCGAUACACACACUGAGCGACAGUAAUCCCCAGAGUGUGUGUCCCUAGUUGAAAAAUAAAUAAAUUUACUGCUGGUGCGUUAAAGCGCUCUUUUCUUGGAAGUUUAUUGUCUCAUCAGAGUUUAAGAGGAAUCAAAGAAACUAUCAAAUGAAUAUAAUAGUAUUAAGAACGAGGAUAAUACAUAGUCUUAGUCUAUAUACAUUUGCAUAUCGGUCACCGAACGAUGGUUGUGCUUUUAAAACAUUAUACAUUUGUUACAAGAAGAACUGCUGCUAUGUUCAGAACUCAGUAUAGCGCGUCUCGAACUAGUCGCCACGUUGCCACUUGAUUGCAACGGUGCAAAAGCUUCAAUUCGUUGAAGUUAGUAUAAAAGUCCUUUUUUUUUUUAUUCGAACCAUGAAAAGAGAUUCUCGUACGAAGAAAAAGAGGGAGAAAAAGAAAGAAUGAAUUUACGAGUUUACUAAACUCGAGAACUAUACUGAAGUUCGAAUAUCGCUUCACGUGUGAAUGGUCCAUCGUGUAUGUACAAAGUAGCGUAGGAAUACGGAGUUACACGCAAUGUAUUUUUUGAAACCGCGCACGACUGUGCUCGACAUUUGGUACAUUUGUAAAUUCGUACGCGCGCGGUGUCAAUACAUAGACUCUUUCAUUAUUUAUUAGGAGAGCAUGGUAUAAAACAAAAUGGCAUAUAUCUUCAGUGAGUGUGAAUGAGUGUCGUGAGUAAUUGGUGCUGAUCGUGAAGAUGGCCACAGAGGUUUGUUGUCAAAAGUCAGUCAGAGUUCGUCUGUGUAUGUAUUUUUUUUUUUUUUUUUUUUUUUUUUUUUGUCUCUUCCUGUUCUCUGAAAGGAGAGAAAAAGAGAGAGAGAAAGAUCGUCGCGUGAGAUCCGGUUCAGAGAAAACGGCAUAAGUUAUAAGUUUCUCUCUUCUGAUUAAUUACGUAUAUAAUUUGUUUUAACCUUGAUAAAAGAGAUAUAUUGUUUUAUAUAUGUCUAGUAUCUCUCUUUCAACGUAUGUACGUAUACAGCACUUUUUGUGAUUGCAAUAUUACGUGGACCUCGAUGUAAUAAGUACACCUUAGAAUAAUUUCUCGCGCGUGCGUGCGCGAGAUUAACUUGCUCGGUUAAUUCUCGCCACAGAAAUAUUUCUCACCUUGUAAAAAUUAAAAAAAACGGUAGAACGUGAAUUUAUAUAUUAUUAUUAUCAUUAUUACAUGACGUUAUACACAUGUAUAUAUGUGUUUCUUCUUUUUUUUGUAGUUUCGUCGAAACACAACACGCCGCAAAUGUCCACAAACAAUGUGAGCCGGGACAGAUAUUUUUAUUAAAUCGUAUGACAUGAAGAAAAAUAUAUGUUUUACGUGCUGAUGAACAGAAUUAGAUUAUCUUUUUCACAGAUCACACGCAUCGAGAACUUUCUUGUAUCAUAUUUUCUUGAAGUAAUUUUAUUACUUUUCUGAUUUGGACAGAAUUGAAAAUUUUAACAUUUUAUAUGCAUUAUUGUGGUAUUGUUGCUCGAUCAUUACCUAACGAAGACAUCGUAUAAAUAUGAUUUUUUUUAAUUUCCUCAUACGAUUAAGAGAAUAAACCUUGAAAAACGAAAGUUUAUAUACUCCAAGAUCUUUACGUCGUCCGAUCGGAUCUCGAUCGAUUUCUCCCUAAUCCUUCCCGCAAACCUGAUGAGAAAAUUGUGCCACAGAACAUAUCAACCACUCACGAACCUUAUCCUCAAAAUCACGAAUGUUCUCGAAAACAUUCGGAAAAUAUUUAUGUAUUUUAUGUGUAAAAAAAAAAAAAAGGAUAAUAAUCUUUUCAUUUUUAAGAUGUACACUCACGUCUCAGAAAGAUUUUAAUAAAAGGAUAUUUAAUAGAAAGUUGCGAUUUUUCGCAACGUGCUUUUUUUUUUUUACCGGUGUUAGCGCGUGUUUUCGACCCUUCUUCUUUUUUUUGUUUUUUUUUUUUUUUUUGCAGAAGAGAUAAUCGAAAUAUAUCGUCAUCUCCGAGAGGAAGUGCGAUAGCAUCACCUUGGGAAUGUCUUCUCGAAGAGAUCCGCGUUGGAAAAGGGGGAACGCUUGGUAUACAUUCUAUGGGAAUUUACCCACGCGAUUAAAACGCUUGUACUUUGCGUGUAGAGAGAGGGAGAAAAAAAAACAAUCGUCUUUAUUCACAAUUAUAAAAACUAAUAGUAAUUAACAGUGAAUUCUUACUCAAGACGUUUUUUUUAUUUCAAAAUCGCAUAUUGCAUAGAUACAAGCUAGACAAAUUCUGAUAAUCGUCUUUUUCUUACGUUGCACGUCAAUUGCCAUUCGAGCGUCCUUGUGUAUAAAUUUUUCGUAAAAAGUUUGAUUAAACAACUGUUUUUUUUUUGUUCGAUCUGUAAAUAAAUCGUCUAUAUCGUUGGACGAAUGGUCCGGACUGUUCGUUGUCGACGGUAGACGUUCGCGGUGUUAUUUAUUACACAGACGCGUUAUUCUUCAAAUAAACAAUUUAUGCAUAGCCCUUAUUAUAUAUGCCCGUGUUAAAUUAGCGCGCUGAAAAAUAGCGUCGCGCGUACUGUAAUUGUCUCGAGAGACAAUAGCGUCGGUUCUAUAAGAUUUUUUUCUUUAAUCGACCAAUGAUUAUUUAUAAUAUAUAUUGAGAAGGAUAAUAUAUUUUAUACAAAGCUCUCUCUUAUAUACGCUAUAUGUGAGAAUUUCUUAACCAUAAGGAAAUCCAUGUACAAAUCGUACGGCUAACUUGUGUACAUAUAAGUGGUUUCUUUUUCUUCCUUUUAUAUCGGAGAAAAAUGUGUUACGUAUCAUAAAUUAACAGAUAAAACGAAGUGUACGAUCUAUAUUUUAUACGUUAUAAAUUAUAAUUGUUAUUAGUAGCAUUAAA
Pseudomyrmex gracilis is the source of this 5464-nucleotide messenger RNA. It is a transcript of the gene Su(H), whose product is annotated as suppressor of hairless protein. Gene Ontology annotation, molecular function: RNA polymerase II cis-regulatory region sequence-specific DNA binding; DNA-binding transcription activator activity, RNA polymerase II-specific. The transcript is spliced from 3 exons. Gene Ontology annotation, biological process: regulation of transcription by RNA polymerase II. Gene Ontology annotation, cellular component: nucleus. NCBI's taxonomy places the organism in Eukaryota, Metazoa, Arthropoda, Insecta, Hymenoptera, Formicidae. Bases 424 to 1953 code for a protein of 509 amino acids. The record is from RefSeq and is a predicted model, not a curated record.